This is a messenger RNA of Linnemannia hyalina, 1263 nucleotides long. The record is from the annotation of a GenBank genome assembly. Lineage: Eukaryota; Fungi; Mortierellomycota; Mortierellomycetes; Mortierellales; Mortierellaceae.
AUGUCUUCCCGUCUCGCUCAAAUCUCUUCCCACUUGACUGUCCAGCCCACCGCUGCCCAGACCUCGUCCAUCCUCACAAAGAUUGGCGUCAAGUCCCCCGAGGAUGUUGUCAUUGUCGAUGCCGUCCGCACCCCCAUGACCCGCGGCAAGAAGGGUGGCUUCAAGGACACCGUCCCUGAGGAUCUUUUGGCUGCCGUCCUCGUCGCCAUCAAGGAGCGCAACAACAUCGACCCCGCCAUCGUUGACGAUAUCUGCGUUGGUAACGUUCUCCAGGCUGCCGGUGGUGCCACCGUCUCCCGCAUGGCUGCUCUCUAUGCCGGAUACCCCGAGAGGACCUCCAUCUACACCACCAACCGUCAGUGCUCCUCUGGAUUGCAGGCCGUUGUCAACAUCGCCACCCACAUCCAGGCUGGUUUGAUCGACAUCGGUAUCGGUGCCGGUGUUGAGUCCAUGACCAUGGGAUACGGUCCCUCUGCCAUGGCCCCCCAGACCUCCGAGAAGAUCCCCGAGGCCUCCGCUGCUGCUGCCGACUGCCAGCUCCCCAUGGGUAUCACCUCCGAGAACGUCGCAUCCGAAUUCAACGUUACCCGUGAGAAGCAGGACAAGUUCGCUGCUCUUUCCUUCCAGAAGGCCGCCCGCGCUCAGGCCGAGGGCAAGUUCGACCACGAGAUCGUCCCCGUCAAGACCAUCAUCAAGGAUGCUGAGGGUAACGAGAAGGAGGUCACUAUCUCCAAGGAUGACGGUGUCCGUGCCGGUACCACCUUCGAGAGCUUGUCCAAGCUUCGCCCUGCCUUCGAUGGUGCCACCACCGCCGGUAACGCCUCCCAGGUUUCCGAUGGUGCCGCCGCUGUUCUCUUGAUGAAGCGCAAGACCGCCGAGAGACUCGGACUCCCCAUUGUCGGCAAGUACAUCGCCUCUGCAGUUGUCGGAUGCCCUCCCCGUAUCAUGGGUGUUGGUCCCGCCGUUGCUAUCCCCGCCGUCCUUAAGAAGAUCGGCAAGGAGGUCAAGGAUAUCGAUAUUUUCGAGUUGAACGAGGCUUUCGCUUCCCAGGCUAUCUACUCCAUUGAGACCUGCGGUAUUCCUUUGGAGAAGGUCAACCCCAACGGUGGUGCCAUCGCCAUGGGCCACCCCUUGGGAUGCACCGGUGCCCGCCAGAUCGCCACCUUGCUGCCCGAGUUGAAGCGCCAGGGCAAGAAGCUCGGUUUGACCACCAUGUGCAUUGGUAGCGGUAUGGGUAUGGCUGCCGUCUUCGAGCGCGAGUAA